Pyricularia pennisetigena is the source of this 1923-nucleotide messenger RNA. RefSeq lists its product as uncharacterized. Bases 1 to 1923 code for a protein of 640 amino acids. Lineage: Eukaryota; Fungi; Ascomycota; Sordariomycetes; Magnaporthales; Pyriculariaceae. The record is from RefSeq and is a predicted model, not a curated record. The transcript is spliced from 5 exons.
AUGGAGGCCAACAGGGAUCCCAGGGACUUUGUUCCCACAUCCAACGUCCAGCCCCCAGCUGUCGACUUUAUCGACAACCACAUCGACGAGUACCACCCCGCAUUCAGCAACCCACCGUCACGUUACGAUCCAAGACUCAAGCAGUAUGUCAUAUGCCAGACGUCCAACUUUUUGGAACCUCAAGUUUCCCCAGACGUUGAGGCACAGGUCGGCACGGCUGCGCCACUACCGUCCGAGUAUGACUUUACCCCAAGACCACUUCCACAGCCAACAGCAGCCCUCGACUUUUGGGAGGACCUAUUCCCCACAGCCAUGGAUCGAUUUCAAAUGAUGCAUCCAGUUGAGCCGGAUGCGGUUGCAAAGUAUCGGAUCCGGGACCGCAAGAGUUGGACAGAGGUGUUUGAUCAGCUCGAAGCGGCAAAAGUACAGUACUAUCAAACAAAGGGCUUCAAGGGAGGCUUUAGGAAGAUUUACAGAAAAUCCGGCGACAACGUUCAGCCGCUUAUUGGAGUGGCCAAGGCUUUGCCUGAUAUCGACAUGGUGACACCCGUCUUGGGGAUAACAUAUUUCCAGGCCGCCAAGCAAGCCGCCCAGGUUCGCCAGGCCAUGUCUGGCGCAUUCGACGGUAUCGAACCCAUGUUCUCACAAAUCGAGCUUUUCCUCAAGAUAUAUCCCGGAGACGAGAACAUCAAACGGGCAUCUGUCGAGCUUAUAGCAGUGACGUUCCACGCGGUCGAGUGUGUGAUUGGCUUUUUUGUCAAGUCUACCUGUACGCGCUCUGCAUCCUCUUCGCCUUGUAAAAGCUUGGAGGCAGUCAAGACCCACAGCGAGGCCUUAACUACAGAGGCCAACAAUUCCGACAAGUACAUGUCAAGCAACAUUGUGAAGAGAGUCGUACAGGCAACCCACCAAUCUGAGAAGCGGAUACUCCAGACCGUCCACAGUGAACGGACAAUGAUCUUGACUCUGUUUCAGGAGCUACAUGACAACUUGGCGCGCAAGCAAACCGCUGAGAAUGCCGCCAUGUUCAACAUGGUACAGCAUCAUCUUUCUCAAUUCAUCACGUCAAUGGCCCCACCCACUUCGACGCCGCCUCCACCGAUACGUUGGCCAGCAGUUUCAACGAGCGGGGCGUUGGUCACAUCUGAGCAGCUGCUUGGCUUGAUGAACAUACCAAACUGGUCAGCCAUCGAUCUGCACGCGAUAGAAGAGAGACGAAACGAUCUGAUACCCAAAGAGCAGCAAGCCAAGGCCGAACACAUCAUCAACACUACCGAGUUCAGACGCUGGCUUACCUCGGCGGCCUCAUCACAGCUGCUGGUUCAUGGAAACUUUGACCCGAGGCCCAUGUCCGGAACGACUCAUUUCUGCGCAACCUUGAUCAGGCACAUUGCGGAGCAUCCCCGGCACAUAUCGCUCAACUUCUUCUGUGGUCAGCAUCUGGAGCCGGACUCGCACGCCGGCGGCCGUGCCAUGAUCCAGACAUUUAUAUGCCAGCUCUUGAGCCAGUACAACUUUGAUCCUCAAUAUAAAGUCGACCAAAACUUGGAGUUGAUCAAGGCCGGCGACGUCAAAGAACUAUUCAAACUGUUUGAUUUCCUGUUCCGCGGGAUUGAUCCAAGCCUAUGUGUGUUCUGCAUCAUUGACAGCGUCGUCUUCUACGAGCGGGACGAGUUCCUGCGGGACCUGGGAGACGUGAUCCCCAUGUUAGUAAAGCUGUCUGCAGAGCGGCUACAUGACGCCAGCAUGCCCGUUUUCAAAGUUUUGAUUGCCAGCCCGAUAAAAACGGAGGUGGUCCGCCGGCUGUUUGUCGAUGAGCAGAUCUUGUCAAUGGCAACCAUGGCUGAGCACAUUGAAGAUCCCAGUCAGAUGAGGGUGGAGAGGAGGCUAAAGGAGGAAAGCAGUUUCAGUUCCAGUGUAUAA